AUGCUUAUUGAUCUGGGGUUUCCAUUCAAGUUUGUGCAAUGGAUAAUGAAACGUGUUACCACAGUAUCAUAUUCCUUGGUAAUAAAUGGAGGACUGGCAAAGCCUUUCAAAGGAAAGAGGGGGAUUAGGCAAGGAGACCCAAUGCCUCCAAACUUGUUUGUUAUUGUAAUGGAAUAUCUGGGUAGAGAACUGGGACAAUUGCACGAGAAUGGAAACUUCAAUUUUCAUCCUAUGUGCAGAAAGUUGAACAACACACAUAUAUGCUUUGUUGAUGAUCUCUUGAUGUAUUGCAGAGCUGAUUUUGAGUCCAUCAAGAUCCUAAAUUCUGCCUUCCACAGAUUCUCAGUUGUCUCCGGCUUACAGGCAAAUGUCAACAAAAGUGCUAUAUACAUGGCUGGAAUUUCUCAAGUUAAAAAAUAG
Molecule: messenger RNA, 420 nt
Organism: Nicotiana attenuata
Lineage: Eukaryota; Viridiplantae; Streptophyta; Magnoliopsida; Solanales; Solanaceae
Exons: 1
Coding region: 1-420 (139 amino acids)
Source: RefSeq, a predicted model, not a curated record